This is a messenger RNA of Vitis vinifera (wine grape), 909 nucleotides long. Its product is annotated as 18.2 kDa class I heat shock protein. The record is from RefSeq and is a predicted model, not a curated record. Bases 254 to 709 code for a protein of 151 amino acids. The transcript has a single exon. Gene Ontology annotation, biological process: protein complex oligomerization; response to salt stress; response to heat. NCBI's taxonomy places the organism in Eukaryota, Viridiplantae, Streptophyta, Magnoliopsida, Vitales, Vitaceae.
ACACCAGAGUAUUCCGAUAUUUGUACUCGCGACAUCAUUGCGUUAUAUCCGGUCUCUCUAGAUACUUCUCUAUCUUCUUGAAGCAUCCGGAAUGCACUACACAAUUUGACGAAACUACCCUCGUCUGCCACUAUAAAUAUCUUACUUAGUCUGAACUUUCUUCAACCAGUACCAUAGCAACAGGUGUUGAUUUCUUAUUACGCAAUUCAAUAUUCCAAUUCCGUCACUCUCUCUUGCGACAAACUUUCAGAAAAUGUCUCUAAUUCCAAGCUUCUUCGGCGGUCGACGGAACAACACGUUCGACCUGUGGGAUCCAUUCCAAGACUUCCCAUUCACCAGCGGUGCUCUAUCGGUUCCCGGAGAAACGGCGUCGUUUGCGAGCACUCGCAUUGAUUGGAAGGAGACCCCGGAAGCCCACGUCUUCAAGGCCGAUCUUCCAGGGGUAAAGAAAGAGGAAGUGAAGGUGGAGGUUGAGGAAGGGAGGAUUCUGCAGAUCAGUGGAGAUAGGAGUGUUGAGAAGGAGGAGAAGAAUGACAAGUGGCACCGAGUGGAGCGCAGCAGCGGCAAGUUCAUGCGGCGGUUCAGAUUGCCGGAGAAUGUGAAGGUGGAUGAGGUGAAGGCUGCCAUGGAGAAUGGUGUUCUUACAGUUACUGUUCCCAAGGCUGAGGUCCAGAAACCUGAUGUCAAGGCCAUCGAUAUUUCUGGUUGAGAAUUACAUUCACAUAAACUUAUAAAUGAAUGAUGUAAGCGGCCGAGGGUGUUGAGGGUUUUGCCCUACUGUAUGAUUUUUCUUUUGAAUUUUGGGCUAUGUCAGUGUCAAACUAUGUACCAGUCAACUAUUCCUUAAUAAUAAAAAAUAAAUAAUUAUAAAUGUUAUAUAGAUAAAGAAAGAAAAAAUAGAAAAUAAAA